This is a messenger RNA of Synchytrium microbalum, 1410 nucleotides long. RefSeq lists its product as uncharacterized. The record is from RefSeq and is a predicted model, not a curated record. Lineage: Eukaryota; Fungi; Chytridiomycota; Chytridiomycetes; Synchytriales; Synchytriaceae. Gene Ontology annotation, biological process: mRNA 3'-end processing. Gene Ontology annotation, molecular function: protein binding; RNA binding. The coding region runs from base 1 to 1410 and encodes 469 amino acids. Gene Ontology annotation, cellular component: mRNA cleavage stimulating factor complex. The transcript is spliced from 8 exons.
AUGGACACUUCUGACGCAGAACAAGAGACAGCGCCAGGUGCUGUGCCAGGCAGUCAGGAUGCCAACAAUGGAGCUCCCGAACAACAAGAUGCAGCGUCAGAUGCAAUGUCAAAAGAACAAGUCAUCCCUUUGAUUAUCAACCAGUUGCAGUCUUAUGGAUUGAGUUCGUUAGCACAGGUUAUCGCUGAAGCCACGAAUACUGCCUUCUCAUUCGCCCCAUCCGACAGACUCUCCCAACUCUGCUCGCUCGCAGUCCGUACAGAAGACCGAUCGUCCCACGACGCAAUGGUUGAAGACGAAGACGACGACCCGCCCGCCGUAGGUGGUCUCGUAAUGGACCAGUCGGAAGAAAACCCCUCAACAACCACGGACGCCAACGGCGAUCCUUCGUCAUCCACAAAACAGCAGCCCAAAACAGCUCCAUCAUACAUGUCUUGGUACUCGACGCCCCACAAAGCAGCCGUCCUGUCUGCGGCAUUCAGUGUAGAUGGGAAAUACAUCGCUACAGGUGGUGCUGAUUGUACAGUCAAGGUGCUGGAUGUUGCGAAAGCGAGGAGGGUGCAUACUUCGCAGAAUGAUAAGCCGAUUGUGGGGGAUGAGAGUUCGCCUGUGAGUCGAAGUGUGACGGAUCAUACGGGGAAUGUUACAGAUGUUGCGUUUCAUCCGAAUAAUCUUGUACUCGCAUCAUGCUCAGAUGAUAAGCACAUCAAGAUGUAUGAUAUGCAGAAAGUGCACAUGAAGAGGUCGUUUCGAUAUCUCCAGGACUCUCAUGCAGUAAACUCAAUAAGCUUCCAUGCCUCAGGCGACUUUCUAUUAGUAGCAACUACCCACGAGUAUCCUCGCGUCUACGACAUCUCCACCUUCCAGUGUUACCGACCAUCAUCACAAUCAGAUGCUCAUGCCAGUGGAAUCAAUUGUGCUAGAUAUGCACCUCAAGGAUCCAUGUUUGCAACAUGUGGUGGCGACGGAUCCAUCAAAUUGUACGACGCAAUCAAUGGAAAAUGUGUGAAUACUCUUGAACGUGCACAUGGAGGUGCUUCAGUCUCGAGUAUCGUCUUUUCGAAAUCUGGACGGUAUCUAUUGUCGUCUGGUCAGGAUUCUAUUGGAAGGCUGUGGGAUGUUACGAUGGGGAGACCUGUUUGCACAUAUGAGGGUGCUAGUCAAAAGAAUCACAGCAUCAACAUCACAUUCAACUACAAUGAGGAUAUUGUGCUGAGUUCAGAUGAGUCUGCAUUAACAGUUAACAUCUGGGAUGCACGAACAGGAACUGCUUUAAAGCAACUUGUUGCAGGACAUACAGACGUGAUUCCACGUAUUUCAACAAGUCCAGUUGACCCUUGUUUUGUCAGUUGCAGCCAUGAUGGACGAAUACGUUUCUGGGAUAUUACAGAGUCACACCCAAUCGUGUAA